UUCAAACUUUCUCUGGAGAAUCUGUUUUUGAUAAAGGUCUGGUUUGAGGAAAUAAUAAUAAGCUGCAAAAUGUGGUCUCCUGCUUUGUAUGUUUCUAUUAUGAUAUAACUACUUUGGAUUUAGAUAUUUAUUUGAUGUAAUUGGACAAUGUUGUUGUUUUCCUUUCAAAAAAUCUUUCUUGUAUUAGUUAUUUUUCACAGCUUGUUUUUCAUUAUUAAAUGUGUUUCUUCGUUUCCCCUUUGGAAAGUUUUUUUUUUCUUUUUAAAUAUCCUCAAAACUAAAACGUGCAUUAAAACCCAAAGAACUGGUUUUUGCUUUCAAGCUAGUUCUGUCUUCGGAGGCUAAAGAGGAUUUCUUUUGUGGCAAUGAAACUACAUCUCCACCCCAACGUGCAGUUUUUAAGAAUUUCCUUUUGUCGCUGUUGCUGUGUGCCAUGGAGAAGAGGCGAAAUGAAAGCGCUCCUGUUUGGGUAUUUGUGUCUCUAUUUGUGUGAGUGGCCCCAGAAAAGGGGAAAAGGGUGAUGGAAGUUUGUGCCAGAUAACUGGGACUAAAAAAAAAAAAGCCCUCACAAUGGCUGAAUAGGAUCUGUACUUUGUAGUGGGAAACCCACUUUGAAAGCUGGGAAAUGACUUGCAAGAAGCAAAGCUCUACGUUUACUCUGAGAAUCUGAGGUAAAAUUGUUCUUCAUUCUAAUAACGGCGGAUAUUUUCUGAAUAUCAUUUUCCAGAAAUCUUGUGCUUUACACUUUUGAUAGCUGUAGUGUUUUGAAAUCUGACCUCUGAUAUAUUUUUCCUACGUCAAUUAAUCUUUGAGUUGUAUUUGCCUAAAUUUGUAACUGGUUCUUUGGGAAAAGUAGCGUUAUAGGUUGGAGUGAUAUGUUUAAUUGGCUUAAAAUCUUAGUUCCAGCUGCUUAAAACCUGAUUUAAUGAAACUGACCAUAGUAAGAGUUUAGACUGCUUUAUUCAAAGUCUGCGUGUUGUCAGGUUUUAUCACAAAUAUCUCAGCAGAAUGAAGGACCUGAAGAGAGCCGUCCAGUUCAUCCUCAGCAGAGAAGUGAGGCUCUAUCAAAACACUGCGAGGAGCAAAGAUUUCCACUUCAACGUUCAUCCGUCUGUGUCUCAGGCUGUGGCACAAAACAAGCCUGUGGUCGCACUAGAGAGUACAAUUAUCACCCACGGCAUGCCCUACCCACACAACCUGAGCACUGCAAAGGAGGUUGAGGCCAUUGUGCGAGCCGAAGGAGCCACUCCUGCCACGAUCGGCGUCGUUGGAGGGGAAAUCUGUGUCGGAUUGUCGUCAGACCAGCUCGACCGUCUCGCUCGGUCCAAACGUCCCCUGAAGGUGUCUCGACGGGAUCUGCCAUAUGCUGUCAGCAAAGGUCUCUCCGGGGGAACAACGGUCUCAGCCACAAUGAUUGCAGCACACAGAGCUGGGAUCCCUGUUUUCGUCACAGGAGGCAUCGGAGGAGUUCACAGAGAUGGACAGAACAGUCUGGACAUCAGUGCAGAUCUAACAGAGCUUGGCAGAACUCCCAUCGCUGUCGUCUCUGCCGGAGUCAAGUCCAUCCUGGACAUCGGCCGCACCCUGGAGUUCCUUGAGACACAAGGUGUGUGUGUUGCAACUUAUGGUGAAUCUAAAGAUUUCCCAGCGUUCUUCACUCCAAACAGUGGAUUCACCUCUGCGUGUAGUGUCCGCAAUCCUAGCGAGGCUGCAGAACUUAUUGCAAGCGCUUUGUCUCUGGGUCUUCAAAGUGGCCUCCUGAUAGCAGUCCCCAUCCCAGAGGAGCAUGCAGCCGCUGGCCAUCAGAUACAGGAAGCCGUGCAAACUGCAGUGACAGCAGUCAGUUCUGAAGGUAUCACAGGCAGAGACGUGACUCCGUUUAUUCUUCAAAAGGUCAACGAGUUGACUCAAGGAAAGUCCCUCCAGGCCAACAUUGCUCUCAUUCACAACAAUGCUAAAGUCGGCAGUCAGAUAGCCUGUGCAUUGUCAAAGCAGAUGAGUGAAAAACGAUCAAAAAGUCAAGCUCAGCAUCCUGGAAAACCCCCAAAUGACUCAGAAGUUGUUGUAAUAGGAGGAAUAAAUGUUGAUUUUAUUGCCAAAGGGAAAACAAAAACACUUCUUUUUGGACAGACAAACCCAGGAAGCGUCUGUCAGUCGUUUGGGGGCGUUGGACGGAACAUCGCUGACUCUCUGAGUAGAUUAGAAAAGACGCCGCUGUUCAUCUCCGCCACUGGAGCUGAUGCAAACAGUGAUGCCGUUUUUAACCACUGCAAACAUUUGAACACAAGUGGUGUGGCCAGGCUGGAAAAGCAGAACACAGCAACGUACUGCGCUGUUAUCAACGACAAUGGGGAACUGAGUCUUGGCUUGGGAGACAUGGACAUUCAUCAGCAAAUUACAGAACACUAUGUUUCACAGUUUGAAAAACAGAUUUCAUCUGCCACACUUGUGUGCCUUGAUGGAAACAUCCCCGUCUCCACCAUCAACUAUGUCUGUUCUCUUGCUGGAAAGCACAACUUAAACAUUUGGUAUGAACCAACAGAUGCAGAAAAGGCUUGUAAGCCUUUCUUCUCAGAUGCUUGGAAGUCUUUGUCCUAUUCGUCUCCAAACCUGGCAGAAUUGUGCAUGAUGAACAAAACUCUGGGUCUCCCAGUUCCUGAAGAGCUGCCUACCUCUCUUGAGGAGAUCCUGACGGUUGCCGUGGCUCUCUCACGCCCUCUUCUGGAGAAUCUUCACUGUCUGGUGGUGACUCUCGGGCCUGAUGGUGUGCUGCUGUGUGGCCAGCACGAAGCAGGCUCAGUUGACCUGCAGCCAAGGAAACCAAAAGGUAAGCGGCAGCUUUGUGCGCUACACUACCCAGCAUUGACCGUGACUCCAGAGGAGACAAUGAAUGUGUCAGGAGCAGGAGACAGUUUGGCAGGUGCUUUAAUGGCAGGGAUUCUUCAGAAAAAAGACACAGACAGCUGCGUUCGCAUGGGCCUCCUGGCGGCGAGGAUGUCCCUGUCAUCACCACAUCCCAUCUCACCAACACUCACCUUAGACUCUGUGGAUCCUGGCAAAGUCCAGGCGCCAAAAUGGCCCACGCCGGGCUUAGUUUGGCUCGAUUGAGAUUUCAAUUUAAGAGUUUUCCUUGUGUUUUUUUUUUUUUCAUGUCGCACAAUUAUUAUUUAAGGAACUGUUAUAAAGUUUGACCAGAGAACCUGUCUCUCACAGCUUUGUCAUCCAAAUGUGUCGGUUACCUUUUUAUUAUUCCAUAAUAAAAUACUUGAAGGUACUUUAACUGAAUUUUACUUUCUUAUUUUUAACUGUGUUACCUCACAAUUUCAAGUUUGGUUUCUAAUAAAAUUAACUUUUAGGGUAUUUGUAUACAUAUAAUGCACUUGUUUGGAAGGCAGGCCAGAAAAAAAUUACUUUUCCGACCUAACACCACAGUUAUGAACACAGUUUGCUAAACUCAUUUGGGACUUUAACAGGAGUAAUUGUGCUUUGCAGAAAAUAUGAGGAUUGAUUUUUUUCAGCAACAAACACUUCAGGCGUUUCUGAUGUUAAACAAAGGAGGAGACUGAAUUAAAAAAAAUAAAUAAAAAAUCAAACCCACUUUUAAGUAUAGCAAGGGUUAUAUGAUACUAAGGACCUCUUUCUGUUCCAAAACUUUGGAUUUUAUGUCAUCAAAUUACAGGAAAUUUUAACAAAACAAAUCUGGUUGUCUCUACAAAUGAAAGGAACAAAAACUGCCCUUGAAUAUGGUGGGUUUGUUUUUAGCAAGAUAGAGAUCCAAAGCAUAGAACCACUUCAGGACUGAGAAAUAGAGCCACCAGAGAUGACUCUGGACUCUGAAUAACCAAGACAGAUUGUACAGAGGAAUGGUCAAAGAUCCCUCUCUUUAGAACAAGACUAUUUUAUUAUGGCACUGACACCUUUCUAAGAAUAAGGUGUCAUGAUUAAGCUUAUUUUGAAUACAGAAUUAUAAAAACAAAGUCAUAUUUUGCUACAAGGUCGAAAG
Messenger RNA from Gambusia affinis (western mosquitofish), 4003 nucleotides. RefSeq lists its product as uncharacterized. The coding region runs from base 1009 to 3108 and encodes 699 amino acids. Gene Ontology annotation, molecular function: pseudouridylate synthase activity; kinase activity. The transcript is spliced from 18 exons. Lineage: Eukaryota; Metazoa; Chordata; Actinopteri; Cyprinodontiformes; Poeciliidae. The record is from RefSeq and is a predicted model, not a curated record.